GUUUGUCCGGCGGGGCGGGCGCUGCUGCCGCGUCCUCGGAGGCGCGUCCCGGACACUGGAGAGACGCCGGAGGGCUCCAGGCAGCCUUUCCCGGCUGGGGCAGAGAGAGAGAGAGAGAGAGACGGCGGGGAGGGCAGCUGAGCCCGCGGGCGCCUGGAUGGCGUCCCUGCCCGCCGCCCCCGCGGGCGCCCCCGAGCCCAUCCAGCCGGCCGCCCCCCCUGCCAGCCCCGCCGGGGUCUCCUUCCAGCUGCAGAUCGGGCUGACCCGCGAGUACGUCCUGCUGCCCGCCGCCUGCGACCUCGCCCACGUCAAACAGCUGGCCUGCUCCAUCGUGGACCAGAAGUUUCCUGAGUGCGGGUUUUAUGGCCUCUACGAUAAAAUCCUGCUGUUCAAACAUGACGCUUCAACAACCAAUAUUUUACAACUGGUUCGAGCCGCCUCUGACAUUCAGGAGGGUGACUUGGUAGAGGUGGUUCUCUCAGCCUCGGCUACCUUUGAGGACUUCCAGAUCCGUCCGCAUGCUCUCAACGUCCACUCCUACCGGGCACCGGCGUUCUGCGACCACUGUGGAGAGAUGCUUUUCGGUUUGGUCCGCCAAGGCCUCAAAUGUGAUGGUUGCGGCCUGAACUACCACAAACGUUGCGCCUUCAGUAUCCCCAACAACUGCAGCAGCGCCAGGAAACGCCGCCUCUCGUCCACCUCGCUGGCCAACUCGCAGUCCUUGCGCCUGUCCACCACAGAGUCCUUGCCCUGCGUCCCGGACGAGCUGAGCCGGAGUUCCACGGAGAUUUUCCCCCGCCGCCUGACCUCCUGCACCUACAUUGGCCGCCCCAUCGAGCUGGACAAGCUCUUUCUCUCCAAGGUGAAGGUGCCCCACACCUUUCUCAUCCACUCCUACACCCGCCCCACCGUCUGCCAAUACUGCAAGAAGCUCCUGAAGGGGCUCUUCCGCCAGGGCCUGCAGUGCAAAGAUUGCAAAUUCAACUGUCACAAGCGUUGUGCGACCCGGGUGCCCAAUGAUUGCCUGGGAGAGGCGUCCUUUAACGGUGGCGAUGUGCCGAUGGAAGAAUCGAGUGAUCUCAGCGAGGCGGAUAAAAACUCGCUCAUGGACGAGUCCGACGAUUCGGGGAUCAUCCCGGGGUCUCAUUCGGAGAACGAGCUGCACAUGGACGAAGACGCGGAGAGCCUCCAGAAGUCCCAAAGCUCCAUGGGGUACAUCCCCCUGAUGCGUGUGGUACAGUCGGUCCGCCAGACGACGCGGAAAUCCAGCACGGCGCUGAAGGAAGGCUGGAUGGUGCAUUUCAGCAACAAGGACACCUUGCGGAAACGCCAUUACUGGCGGCUGGACAGCAAGUGCCUCACCCUCUUCCAGAAUAACAAUAGCAACCGCUACUACAAGGAGAUCCCGCUGUCCGAGAUCUUGACGGUGGAGGUGGCUCAGGACCUCUCCCUCCUGCCACCCGGCGCCAAUCCUCACUGCUUCGAAAUCGUCACCGCCAACGCCACCUACUACGUGGGCGAGAACGGCGCCCCCAGCAACCCCCAGCAUGGCGGGGAUGGCCUGGAACACGCCAAGGCCUGGGAGCUGGCCCUCCGUCAAGCCCUCAUGCCCGUCGUCCUGCAGGGGGUGCCGGCUGCCCAGGGGCAGCCCCCACACAGACAAGCGUCUUUGAGGAUCUCCGUGUCCAACAGCCAAAUCCAGGAGAACGUGGACAUCGCCACCGUCUACCAGAUCUUCCCAGAUGAGGUCUUGGGCUCCGGGCAGUUUGGUGUGGUCUACGGAGGGAAACACCGCAAGACAGGCAGGGACGUGGCGGUGAAGGUCAUCGACAAGCUUCGUUUCCCCACAAAGCAGGAGAGCCAAUUGCGGAACGAGGUUGCCAUCUUGCAGGUCCUGGUUGCCCUCCGACAUCUGCAUUUCAAGAACAUCGUCCACUGCGACCUGAAGCCUGAAAAUGUCCUCCUGGCGUCCGCCGAGCCCUUUCCGCAGGUGAAGCUGUGCGACUUCGGCUUUGCCCGCAUCAUUGGGGAGAAAUCCUUCCGGCGUUCGGUGGUGGGCACGCCGGCGUACCUGGCCCCGGAGGUGCUACUCAACCAGGGCUACAACCGCUCACUGGACAUGUGGUCGGUGGGCGUCAUCAUGUACGUCAGCCUGAGCGGCACCUUCCCGUUCAACGAGGACGAGGACAUCAAUGACCAGAUCCAGAACGCCGACUUCAUGUACCCACACAACCCGUGGCGACAGAUCUCGGUCGGAGCCAUCGACCUGAUCAACAACCUGCUGCAGGUGAAGAUGAGGAAACGUUACAGUGUGGAUAAGUCACUCAGCCACACUUGGCUACAGGAUUACCAGACCUGGCUGGACCUCCGAGAGCUGGAGAGCCGGAUGGGCGAGCGCUACAUAACCCACGAGAGCGACGACGCCCGCUGGGAGCACUUUGCGGCCGAGCACAGCCUGCAGUACCCCGAGCACCUGCGCGUUCGCCGGCUGCAGGAGGAAGAGGAGGAGGAGGAGGAGGAAGAGGAGGCCGGAGAGCAGGAGAUGGAAAUGCAAGGCUUGGCCGAGAGGGUCAGCGUCCUCUGAAGGCCUGCCGCAGGACGAAGAAGGACCAAAAAACUGGAAGGAGGACCUUGACUGGAGCAACCCCGGCCUCGUCUUGAAUUCGCACUCAACACCUUCCCAAUAAUCUCAUUUCUGGAGGUUGGAAAAUAACAAAAAGAAAUGGAACCUAUUGGAACAUUUUUUGGCUGCUCCGGGGCCACAAUUACUAAGACUUGCAACAGCCACGUUUAAGAAGACCAGAGGUGGCAUUCAGCCGGUUCAGACUGGUUCCGACGAACCGGUAGCAGAAAAAUUUGAGUAGUUCUGAGGACUAGCAAAUACCACCUCUGGCUGGCAACCACCCACCUGCCCUCUUUCUUGUCCUAAAGACCCACAAUGGGCGAGGUAGUCAUGCAGAAUGGGUAGAGGGUCCCCCGAACCCUGGGAGAGAGCCCUGCAUUCAUUCUUUCCUCCACUCCUUUUGAUGUGUGUGUGUGUGUGUGUGAGAGAGAGACUUUCUUUGCAGGUUGCAUCUGCCUAGUUUGAACCCUUUGCAACAAUAGUGCUGGGUUAACGCAACAACGGCCAGUUUUCUUCAUUCUAGAACCGAUGGGAGCUACAGAUUGUGGGUCCCCCCCCACUCAUCCAGGGGUGCAGGGGCAACUUUGGGGGGAUGUAAAGGAACAUCGGAGAUGUUUCAAGGUGGAGGUUGAACCUUGAAGACCAGCAGUGAUGGUUUCUUUGAUGGAGGUUUUUGGUUGAAUGAAGAUUCUUUUGGGGGGAGAGGAUCUCUUAAUACCGGGGUCUCCAAACUUGGUCACUUUAGACUUGUGGACUUCAACUCCCAGAAUUCCCCAGCCAGAAACAUGCAGUAGGCAGAAAGAUGCUGGCUGAGGAAUUCUGGGAGUUGAAGUCCACAAGUCUUCAAGUUGCUCAAUUUGGAGACCUCCCUAGUAUAAUAAAUCUGAGUGGGAGUUGGUCUCUUUGAUCACUGAAUCGGUGUUUCUUGAGCUUGGCCACUUGAAGCAAGGUGGACUUCAACUCCCAGAAUUCCCCAGCAGGAAACAUGCGGCAGGCAGAAAGACGCUGGCUGGGGAAUUCUGGGAGUUGAAGUCCACUCCGUUUCAAGUGGUCAAGCUCAAGAAACACUUCUUUUAAUGAGUUAGCAGAGAGGCAAGGAUUGUUGUCAAGCAGGCAAAAACUCACUCAGGCCGUCUUCAAGCAGGAUGCAACUUUUGGGGGAUCAAAAACAGAAUGCCUCCCCCUCCAAAAUCUCUGUUCCUUCCUCUAAGUCUCCCAAACAGCAUGUCAGCUUUCCAAAGUCGGCCGUUUGAAACGGGCCAGCGCCGCAAAAGAGUGGCUCCUUGUGCGUGCAGACAAAGCCACUUUCUCUUUCAGUGGGCCAAUGUCUUUGCCUCCAAACCACACGGGCUGGCCGAAAUCCAUGCGCCGGAAGAGAGAUGUGGAACCCCCAGGGGGUAGGGAAAUACUGUGUGGUUCUCCCUCCCUUUUU
Molecule: messenger RNA, 4055 nt
Organism: Notechis scutatus (mainland tiger snake)
Lineage: Eukaryota; Metazoa; Chordata; Lepidosauria; Squamata; Elapidae
Source: RefSeq, a predicted model, not a curated record